ACACAACACUACAAAUAGCGUAGGAACUUUCUUCUCUCUUCAAUCUUCAUUCAAACUUGUACAUACAAACCCUAUUCAUAUCUCCAUGUCUAAGGAUCAGAAGAACUUGCUGCAAAACAAUGAUCUGCCAAGGCUAAAACCACCCGAGAUCAGAAGUAGUCAAGAUGAUGAUAAGGCGGCGAUUCAAGAAUCAGAAGAGUGUGAAGAGUGCAAAACGCCGACUGCCAUUGAGCACAAGAUACCAAACAUUCAAAGCUGCCCACCAACACCGCGAAAAAAAGUGCAGUCAUCUUCUUACAAGAGAAAAAGGAGUGAGGUUCCGUUCUUUGAAGAUACCGGGCGUGAGGAAGUAGAGUGCUUCUUUAUAUCAUCAGAGUUAUCCAAGGUUGAACUUGAAUCUCGAGCUGUCAAGAAGACGAAGAGAUGUAGGAGUUUGUGAAGUAGUCUCUAAUUAUACUGUAAAUUUUCUAUCUCUAAAUCUCUUUUAAUUUGUUUCCCAUAAUUAUUUAAGUAAAUAUUGUAUAAAUUGUCACUUCAGUUUUGAUGGGUCUUACGAAAACUGAGCAUCCGGAAUGAUAGAUUUCUUGUAUGAACAUAAACCCUCUUAUUUCAGUCCAGAAGUUUUUGAAA
Messenger RNA from Mangifera indica (mango), 630 nucleotides. Its product is annotated as cyclin-dependent protein kinase inhibitor SMR2. The coding region runs from base 86 to 439 and encodes 117 amino acids. Gene Ontology annotation, biological process: regulation of DNA endoreduplication. The transcript has a single exon. Lineage: Eukaryota; Viridiplantae; Streptophyta; Magnoliopsida; Sapindales; Anacardiaceae. The record is from RefSeq and is a predicted model, not a curated record.